Molecule: messenger RNA, 828 nt
Organism: Raphanus sativus (radish)
Lineage: Eukaryota; Viridiplantae; Streptophyta; Magnoliopsida; Brassicales; Brassicaceae
Product: protein SMALL AUXIN UP-REGULATED RNA 12
Exons: 1
Coding region: 51-494 (147 amino acids)
Biological process (GO): response to auxin
Source: RefSeq, a predicted model, not a curated record
UUCUCUCUUUAAUCACUUAACCAGAAAAUUUUACUUAAACCGAAAAAAAAAUGGCUGGAGGUCUCGGAGAAUGCAGUAAGAUCCGCCACAUUGUGAGGCUGAGACAGAUGCUACGACGGUGGCGCGACCAAGCGCGAACGUCUUCUUUCCGCCGCAGCGUACCGUCGGAUGUACCGUCAGGACACGUGGCGGUCUACGUGGGUAGCAGCUGCAGGAGAUUUGUGGUGCGCGCGACGUAUCUGAACCACCCCGCCCUGUGGGAUCUUCUGGUUCAGGCGGAGGAAGAGUUCGGUUUCGUGAACCAAGGUCCUUUGGUUUUCCCUUGCGAAGAAUCGGUUUUCGAGGAGUCGAUUCGGUUUAUUUCUCGGUCAAGAGGGUUUACUUGUUGUCCGGAUGAUGUCAAGAAGAACUGCCACGUGGAGCUCAGAAGCGAUCGAUGGAUUGAAUCUCGGCCGUUGCUUAACGGCGUCUCCGAGAAAGCAAUAUGGUACUGAAUCAUUUUGUCGGCAACGUACGUACAGAGUAAAUAGAGUAAUAAAAAGAGAGCCGUUGUACUUGACUCCGGUUCGACUCGCCAUGUUAGCUCUUUAUUUAUUUAUUGGUUCCUUUCUGUGUGAGGCGGCGAGUUUACUGAGCUGAGUUAGACGCGGUGGCGAAUACAAAAGAGAUGGCCGUUGAAUGUGAUUUAAAAUUGAUUUUGGCUCUAUCUCCAUCCAGUUGAAUUAAAUUGUAUAGAUUAUUUUUAAUAAUUGGAGAAAUUUGAUUACUGAUUCUAAACAUCUGUGUGUAAGAUUCCAGCGGAUUAAUGUAAUGGAGAUCGUUCUAUUU